ACGACGAAGCCAACGAACGUAAACAGCGGUGGUAACUUCAGCCGGAAUAUUUCUUCUCACAACUUCCUGCGUUGUCUAAAAAAUCAGAGUGGUUUCAGAGUAUUGCCGAAAGAGCAGGUUCUUUUGAGGUUAAAGUGGACACCCGGAGCUCUAUGUAGAUGUCUUCUCGGCUGGUUAUACAGAACAUGGAUUCAGAUCCUCCUCCUUCCUACAACCAGUACACCAACUAUGGUAGCACAGGGAACUCGGAUCCCGAGCCUGCCGGAUCCCCUGCUGUGUCGUCGGUGAAAGAACCUGAGGCCAAGAGAUCGGACAACAGCGGGGAAACGAUGAAUGGUUCUGGACCAGGUCACUACACCUACGAGGAGCUGAGUGAUGGCUUUGCCUGCCCUACGUGUCAGGGCACUGGCAAAAUUCCUAGAGAUCGUGCAGAUGACCUUGUGGCUUUGAUUCCAUACAGCGAUGCAAGAUUGAAACCUCGUAGAACACUUCGCUAUGUGCUUCUGUCUAUAUUCCUGUGUGCCUCUCUAGCAGGCAUAUUGAUAGCUUUCCUUCUACCAAGACCAAUAUCAUUUGAGCAGAAAGGGAAGGUGGCUACAGUUUAUACAAGUUAUAACCAAACAGUGCCUACCAUGACUUUAGUACUAGAGACCAAGUUUGAUAUCUACAACAAAAAUUUUGUGGCCAUCGAUGGUCAGUCGUUGACCAUUACUGGUAGCUGGAGCGAACAGGUGAUCGGGACCAAUAUUACAGUGCUGGACAGCAGUGUGCAUGUUCCUGGACGUCAAAAUUUUGAGCUUUCCGGGAAUGUAACAGUGACCUUUACAGAGAGUGCGUGGGUGUCCCACUGUGUAGAAGGCACAAUUACCCAUUUAAUAUACAUGGAGUUUAUUGCCACGUUCCAGUACGGUCUGAUGUCACAGAGUCAGCAGUCAACCUUGACAUACUACAAAGCCGUCAGCUGUAGGCCCAUCACAGAAUUGGACUCAUCUUGGCCGCUACCAUCCGAACUGAAAUGAUACAUGCUCAUGCUUCCUCCUGUUCUGAUCAGCUUCUAGUUUUUUCUUGAAAGGUUGGUUAUCCCUAUUUCAGGCUCGUCAUUUUCACACUCCAGGAAAGUAUGUGGAGUUUUUAUGAAUAUUUAUCAGGUACAGGUUUUAUCUUUAUAUGUGAUUUUCUGUUAUAAUCUACUGAAAUCUCUGUAUCUGAUAUGCAGGGGCAAGUGAAUUCUGUUAUGGUGAUCUUGAUUUUGAUUGGCUGCUGAGCCCUGUUACCAUGGUAGUUGCCAUAAUGGUGUAGUUACAACAGUUAUAAUUCUUUAUGAAACGGGCCCCUGGUGAGAUCUGUGGUAUAGCGGAAUGGAGCAAUGGUGGUGAGUAAUGAAAAAACUAAAGGCCUGAAUUCACAAAGGUGGUUUUGAAAACCCACGUUUGAGUCCAUUGUUUAUGCACAUUUCCUGUACAAAUAACGCUUAUUUUACCGCGUAUGUUAGAAAAUGUCCAAUGCUGAUGCACGCUUUUGUCACAGUGCGCCAAAUUGAUGCCUG
This is a messenger RNA of Lytechinus variegatus (green sea urchin), 1546 nucleotides long. RefSeq names its product transmembrane protein 106B-like. The record is from RefSeq and is a predicted model, not a curated record. NCBI's taxonomy places the organism in Eukaryota, Metazoa, Echinodermata, Echinoidea, Temnopleuroida, Toxopneustidae. The transcript has 8 exons. Bases 159 to 1019 code for a protein of 286 amino acids.